Messenger RNA from Scleropages formosus (Asian bonytongue), 582 nucleotides. RefSeq names its product FKBP prolyl isomerase 1B (gene fkbp1b). The transcript has 4 exons. The record is from RefSeq and is a predicted model, not a curated record. Lineage: Eukaryota; Metazoa; Chordata; Actinopteri; Osteoglossiformes; Osteoglossidae. Gene Ontology annotation, biological process: protein peptidyl-prolyl isomerization. Bases 172 to 498 code for a protein of 108 amino acids. Gene Ontology annotation, molecular function: peptidyl-prolyl cis-trans isomerase activity. Gene Ontology annotation, cellular component: sarcoplasmic reticulum membrane; cytoplasm.
CAAGAGCUCGGGAGGCGACCCCCCUCCUGCAGCGUUUAGUUUUCUCAACUCGACUCGCGUGCCCACUGCAGGCUGUCUGCUACAGUUACAGUAAGCGGAGUCCUCCGUCCUGCGGAGCCUCGUUCCACCGCAAAGAGUCGUUCCCCCACAGCGGAGCGUUACAGUGCAGCUAUGGGCGUGGAGAUCGAGACCAUAUCUCCCGGAGACGGAAGAACAUUUCCAAAGAAGGGACAGACCUGUGUGGUGCACUACAUAGGCAUGCUGCAGAAUGGGAAGAAGUUUGACUCCUCCAGGGACAGGAACAAGCCCUUCAAGUUCAAGAUUGGCAAGCAGGAGGUGAUCAAAGGCUGGGAGGAAGGAGUUGCACAGAUGAGUCUGGGCCAGCGGGCGAAGAUCACCUGCACACCGGAUAUGGCUUAUGGGGCCACAGGCCACCCAGGGGUGAUCCCUCCCAAUGCAACACUCAUAUUUGAUGUGGAGCUCCUGAAGAUAGAGUGAGGACCACCACGGCAGGAGAGGCGUCGUUCCCAAAACUGCUGUCCUCCCAAAAGCUGUUUCGUGUUUUUUUUUUUUUUUUUUUUU